Molecule: messenger RNA, 2256 nt
Organism: Cynocephalus volans (Philippine flying lemur)
Lineage: Eukaryota; Metazoa; Chordata; Mammalia; Dermoptera; Cynocephalidae
Gene: PIK3R6
Product: phosphoinositide-3-kinase regulatory subunit 6
Exons: 18
Coding region: 82-2256 (724 amino acids)
Biological process (GO): positive regulation of MAP kinase activity; G protein-coupled receptor signaling pathway
Cellular component (GO): phosphatidylinositol 3-kinase complex, class IB
Molecular function (GO): 1-phosphatidylinositol-3-kinase regulator activity
Source: RefSeq, a predicted model, not a curated record
GAGCUGGACCUCCAGAGGAGCGUGCAGGCUGUGCUUCGGGAGCUCAGUGCCCAGGCCCCGGCCCUGCAGAACCACCAAGGCAUGUGGAGAUGGUCCCUGCACAAGAAAGUCGAGCGGGAUCCCAGGAAGAGUCCAGCACUGGUCCGCAUUCUGCUCAGAGAACUGGAGAAGGCAGAAAGUGAGGACCUCCGACAUGUCAUCAUCCCCUUGCUGCACACUCUAAUGUACGUGCUUACUAAGGCCACAGGCAUCACAGAGGAGCUCUACCAGAGAACCUACACCUUCUGCACGAGGUUACUGACGCUGCCCACCCCCUACUGCACGGUCGCCUUGGACUACGCUAUAAGACUGAAAACUGAGACGGCCGUCCCAGGGACGCUGUACCAAAGGAUGGUCAUUGCUGAACAGAACUUGAUGAAUGAACUGUACCCCUACCAGGAGAGAGUGUUCCUCUUCGUGGAUCCUGAGCUGGUAUCUGCCUCCGUGUGCAGUGCUCUGCUGCUGGAGAUCGAGGCAGCCCAGGUGCAGCAGACACCGGAGGCCUGCAUGCGCCACGUGGUCUCCCAUGCCCUGCAGGCAGCUCUGGGGGGGGCCUGCCAGGCGGGCGCUCUGCACAGGAAGCUGCAGGCCAGCCCCCGCCGCUCCCUGGAGCGCUAUUUCCACGCCGUGGUGGCAGCCGUGGAGCAGAUGGCCAGCGAGGCCACCCCGAGCCGGGCGGGACACCUGGAGAGGCUGGAGGAGAUUUACUGCUCGCUGCUGGGGCCGGCGGCGGCCACGAGGGGGCGCUGCGGAGGUGACCCUCUCCAAGACCGGCCACCGAGCACCCCGCUGCCCAGCCCCUACAUCACCUUCCACCUGUGGACUGACGAGGAGCAGCUCUGGAAGGAACUGGUGCUUUUCCUCCGCCCGCGAUCUCAGCUGCACCUCAGUGCCAACUUGGAGGCCUUGGAUCUGCAGGGCUUCCAGCCAGACCAGGAGUGGGCCCGAGUGUCCGUGCUGUCCACUGACAGUGGCAUUGAGCGGGACCUUCCUUCAGGGGCUGAUGAGCUACCUGCUCCCAGCAUCCCUGAGGGGGAGCAUGCUGGGCUGCAGCGCAAAGGGGGCAUCAAAAAGCGUGUGUGGCCCCCAGACUUCUUGAUGCCUGGCAGCUGGGAUGGGCCCCCGGGGCUGCACCAGAGGACGGGCAGGCCCAGCGGGGAUGGGGAGCUGCUGCCUGGUGUCUCCCGGCUGCACACGGCCCGGGUGCUGGUGCUGGGGGAUGACAGGAUGCUGGGGCGCCUGGCCCAGGCCUACCACAGGCUCAGGAAACGGGAGACCCAGAAGUUCUGCCUCACCCCGCGCCUCAGCCUGCAGCUCUACUACAUCCCCGUGCUGGCGCCUGAGGAGCCCGUAGCAUCCAGGCAGCCCAAGCUGGGAGAGCUGGCCGCGUUCCUGGGCCGCAUGGACCCCUGGUACGAGAGCACCGUCAACACCCUGUGCCCCGCCAUCCACAAGCUGGCUGAGAUGCCUCCCUCCCUGGACACAUCCCGGACUGUGGACCCCUUCAUCCUGGAUGUCAUCACCUACUAUGUUCGCAUGGGCACUCAACCCAUCUACUUCCAGAUCUACACGGUCAAGAUCUUCUUCGGUGACUUAAGCCAAGACCCCGCAGAGGACAUUUUCCUCACUGAGUUAAAGGUGAAGGUCCAAGACUCCAAAUUCCCCAGAGAAGGUUGUUCACCCAGGAGGAGAGGCGCGGCAGAGGGCCCGGGGGCUGAGCUCUCCCUGUGCUACCAGAAGGCCCUGCUCAGCCACCGGCCCCGAGAGGUCACCAUUUCCCUGCGGGCCACUGGGCUGGUCCUGAAGGCCAUUCCAGCCAGUGACACUGAGGUUUCAGGGGCCCCUCACCGCCCCUCGACUGCCGCUCCUGUUACAGACCACACGUGUCUGAAUGUCAGCGUGACAGAGGUCACCAAGUCCUCCAACUUGGCAGGAAGGUCCUUCUCUACAAUGACGAAUACAUUCCGGGCAGCCAAUAUCCAGAUCCAGAGCCAGGACCAGAGGCUGCUGACAUUGUUGCUAGACAAGGACAAUCGGCGCACUUUCAGGGAUGUGGUCAGAUUCGAGGUUGCUCCCUGUCCAGAGCCAUGUUCCAGGGUCCAGAAGUCCAGGGAGUCAUGGGUCAAUUCACAUGGACAGAAGGAGAUGGAAAUGACCAAAGCCAAGCCCAAACCCCUUCUGAUGCCCAUCAACACUUUCUCUGGCAUCGUCCAGUGA